Messenger RNA from Brachypodium distachyon (stiff brome), 1603 nucleotides. Its product is annotated as serine/threonine-protein phosphatase PP2A-4 catalytic subunit. NCBI's taxonomy places the organism in Eukaryota, Viridiplantae, Streptophyta, Magnoliopsida, Poales, Poaceae. Gene Ontology annotation, cellular component: cytosol. The record is from RefSeq and is a predicted model, not a curated record. Gene Ontology annotation, molecular function: protein serine/threonine phosphatase activity. The coding region runs from base 171 to 1214 and encodes 347 amino acids. The transcript has 10 exons. Gene Ontology annotation, biological process: mitotic cell cycle; peptidyl-serine dephosphorylation.
CAGUCCGUCCCCCCUCUCUCUCUCUCUCUCUUCCCCGCUCCUAGCCUCACUCCACACUCUCCCGUCCCGUUCCCCCUCUCCGACCGCGCGCUCUCCCCUCCCCUUAUCUGCCGGCGACGAGGUCGAGCUCUAGCUGGUGCUUCGUACAGCCCGCGGAGGAGGAGGCGGAGAUGGAGCCUAUGAGCGUUGACAGCAGCAGCAGCGGCUGCGGGGGCCUGGACGCGCAGAUCGAGCAGCUCAUGCAGUGCCGCCCGCUCGCCGAGCAGGAGGUUAAAGCAUUAUGCGAGAAGGCCAAGGAGAUAUUGAUGGAGGAAAGCAAUGUACAGCCAGUAAAAAGUCCGGUAACAAUUUGCGGUGACAUUCAUGGACAAUUCCAUGAUCUUGUUGAGCUUUUUCGGAUUGGUGGGAAGGUACUAUUUACAUUAUCUGAUCUUAUAUUUUUUUCCGUACCCCACUUUACACCAUGCACUGAACAUCGUAUAACAUUAUUCCUUUUUUUUUUGCAGUGCCCAGAUACUAAUUAUUUGUUCAUGGGGGAUUAUGUGGAUCGUGGCUACUACUCAGUCGAGACUGUUUCUCUCUUGGUAGCACUGAAGGUCCGCCACCCACAUCGGAUUACAAUCCUUCGUGGAAACCAUGAGAGUCGACAGAUCACACAGGUCUAUGGAUUCUAUGAUGAGUGCUUAAGAAAGUAUGGCAACGCCAACAUAUGGAAAAUAUUCACAGAUCUUUUUGAUUACUUCCCACUAACAGCGCUGGUGGAAUCUGAAAUUUUCUGCCUCCAUGGUGGUUUGUCUCCAUCAAUUGAGAAUCUUGAUAGUGUGCGGUGCUUAGAUCGUGUCCAAGAGGUUCCGCAUGAGGGACCUAUGUGUGACCUUUUAUGGUCUGAUCCCGAUGACCGAUGUGGCUGGGGCAUAUCUCCUCGUGGUGCUGGCUACACAUUUGGGCAGGACAUAUCUGAACAAUUCAAUCACACCAACAAUCUCAAACUUGUAGCUCGGGCUCAUCAGCUAGUUAUGGAGGGAUAUAAUUGGGCUCAUGAACAAAAAGUUGUUACCAUAUUCAGUGCUCCAAACUAUUGUUACCGAUGUGGCAACAUGGCAUCCAUUUUGGAAGUUGAUGACUGCAACAGCCACACAUUUAUCCAGUUUGAGCCAGCCCCUAGGCGAGGUGAGCCAGACGUGACACGGAGAACGCCUGAUUAUUUCCUUUGAAUGAAUCGGCAGCACCAUUUCUCAGCUUGUAUUGCGAUAACCUGCACCGAUCAGUGAGAUUCUGCUGGGCCCAAAUAUGCACAUGAGCCGACAAACAAUAACAAAGGGGGUUAUCAAAACCUUAUGUAAAACUUGAACCCCCAUCGGUCAAUUCAACCAAGGGGGUGCUACCCUGAAACAAAACAAGGUUGCAGCCACUCCUGCCUGAGUUCCAGCUGAAAAAAAGGACCAAUAUCCAUCAUCUCCCUCCUCACUAGGCAAUUUCAUAGAUUUCUCUUGGCAAAGACUGCACUCCUACCUGUAGCGUAAGCUUGCAUCACUGGGCUUGUAAUCUGUAUUAUUAUCAAUGACAGGAUUCAGUUUAAUUAAAUCAGAUUUCAGUAUUUCAA